AUGCUCGUUCUUGCUUUUGUUCUCAUCAACUGUGCCCUUUCCUUCGGACAUCCACCAGUCCAAAUCCACAACUCGGUCCUCAACAUGGCCAAGGAUCUCGAUCAACAACAACUCACUUCCAAGCCGAUGUUGAAAGUGACCGCCGCUUUGGAGGACACCCAAGUCCCGGCUGGAGCCCCACACACCUUGUACUGUGAAGUGCUCGCCACUCCGGCUGCUUCCAUCCGUUGGCUCUUCAACGGAAAGAAGGUCCAAGGAAACAUGGAGCUGAAUAUUGAAGAGAAACUCUUGAACACCAAGAAGAAUGUCGUCGACUCUGGAAUCAUCGGAUCGACCUACACCAUUGAAUGCCCAUCCUCGGAGACCUCUGGAACCUACACCUGCGUCGCCUUCAAUGGACACCAAACUGUUGAAACCUCGGCUGUCAUUGAGACCGAAGGAGACUUCGAAUGCCGCCAAAACCGCCGAUCAGCUCCAAAGGUUGUCCAAUGGACUGACUCCCGUUUCGAGAUGCAAGGAAAUGUUGCAACCCUCUCUUGCCGUGCCAACCAAGCUGCUGACUGGGCCUGGACCUAUGAGGGAGACUUGAUCACUGAUGAAUCCCGCUUCGAAGUCGUUCCAAAUGGAGAUCUCCGUAUCAAGAACAUCGUCUGGGCCGACAUGGGAACCUAUGAGUGCAUCGCUCGCAACGACUACGGAGAGACCCGCCAAGACACCUUCCUCUACCCGACCGCCAAGAAAUCUGCUUAA
This is a messenger RNA of Caenorhabditis remanei, 750 nucleotides long. RefSeq lists its product as uncharacterized. Gene Ontology annotation, biological process: homophilic cell-cell adhesion; dendrite self-avoidance; axon guidance. Gene Ontology annotation, molecular function: cell-cell adhesion mediator activity. The record is from RefSeq and is a predicted model, not a curated record. Gene Ontology annotation, cellular component: plasma membrane; axon. NCBI's taxonomy places the organism in Eukaryota, Metazoa, Nematoda, Chromadorea, Rhabditida, Rhabditidae. The transcript is spliced from 3 exons. The coding region runs from base 1 to 750 and encodes 249 amino acids.